This is a messenger RNA of Durusdinium trenchii, 1333 nucleotides long. Lineage: Eukaryota; Dinophyceae; Suessiales; Symbiodiniaceae. The record is from the annotation of a GenBank genome assembly.
GUAAAACAUCACAUUUUGCGUUACUGGAGCGAUGUGCUGAUGUGCUCACUCCAUACUGGGACGUGGAGCGGCCUGCCUUUAAGAGAUGAGAAGGCCACACGCAAGAGGCGUGAGGCCAGCGAAAAAGCUCUUAUUGCAGAGGUGGUGGCUUUAGAUGAACAUAACAAACGCCCCAAAUCUGGGGAAACACUGACAAGGUGGCGUAUGAAUGAAUGCACUGAACAUCGAGGGCGUGCAAUUCCUCCACCCUGGGCCAAGCGCAAGACAGAUUGGAACGUUGGUUUGGAGUUAGUAAUCAGAAGUGGCAAAGAUCCCGAGCUGGUUCGAGGCAAUCCAAAAAUGUGGGAUGCUGAGAUGAUAGAGAUGUGUGGUGCCACAGGCAAAGCAGAGCUGCGAGGACGCGCUUGUGACCUUGUGGAGCCUGUGAAGCAAAAGGUCCGGGAGCAGAUGGACAUUUUUCAUCGCCAACUCCCCUCGCCCUGCAAUGACAGAGGCUCUGGAUUUAGUCGAGCCGAAGGGCAAAGCACUGUGCGUUACAAUUUGCAAUUGGAUGGAAAGAGGCCUUUCUUAGCUGGACCGUCUGGCAAGUGUUUCGAUCGUGCAGGAUUUCUGCCUCAGCAAGACUUGGCACUCUGGGAUCAGGAGCGAAUUAUCGCUCCUUCUCGGGCAUACCGCUCAAGCGAGCGGGGUGCGUCCAUGUUCCAUGAUGAGCAGCGACAAGGACCAGCUUGGAAGCCAGCAGGCAGCAAGGCAAGAUCAGGGCUUUCCAAAGAGGGUGCUAGAUUGAUAAAGGCAUGACAUGGUUCGCCUGCCGAGCGGGUGUUGCCCGCUUCCUUUACGUUGCGGCCUUAGCUUUGAUCCUGACUCCAAUAAUUUCCAGAUAUUUCCAGCGUACCAGCGUUGUGAAGGGCAAGUUUGCAGCCCAGAAAAACCUGAGCUGCUUGAACUUGCCGCUGUUGUUCAUGAGUUCGACUUAAGGAGGUCUGUGCGCGUGCCCUUCCACUUUCGCAGGUUUCAACACCGUCCGGAAGACAAGCUGCCCAUCUUGCAAGCACAGAAUUUCCAGCGAGAAAAUUCAGCCAUAGUCUGUCAUAUUCUGAUUCUGUCAUUGUAUUCUUCGCAGGCAACCCGUGCUUUACUUACCCCAGUAGGAUCAGGAUUUGCAUCUAACGGAUCAGUAUCUACUGGUGGUAACAGAGUAUAGAGGAGGUGAGAUUUUGUUCUGAGAGUUCUUCCCUGAAUGGCAAGCGCUCAAAGUCUCAUGCUGCACUGUGCCUUUGCAAAGGCAUUCGAAGGAACUGGUUGAACCAGGUUCAGGGUCGAAAAAGGCGGA